Molecule: messenger RNA, 3411 nt
Organism: Closterium sp. NIES-67
Lineage: Eukaryota; Viridiplantae; Streptophyta; Zygnematophyceae; Desmidiales; Closteriaceae
Source: the annotation of a GenBank genome assembly
CGUAGAUGCCAGGAGAUAGCUUCACCGCAACAACAAGGCGCUGUUGGGCACUUCAGUUUAGUAGUUUACAUGUCCACAUCGGCCAUCGGCUGGUGCAAAUGCCCAUUGAAUCUGUUACGCCCAGCCGAAGCUAUGGUUCCCCUUGUGAGAAAAGGAGCAAGUGACGAAUCAUUGAGUAGUGUGCCUCGGCAUCUCCGCCUAAUCGUUACUGUCUUGCUACUGCUGUUCCCCGCACACACACCCGCACUUCACGCUAGCAAUCGCGUCGGUGUAGCCGUAGACUCCAAUGCCGUCUCACCCACCGACCCGAGCAUUCCCUCUUCCGCCGCUGCGUCGUCUGAUGCCACCACGGAGCCGAUCGUCGGCUCUCAUCGGCUGUUGGGGGAUGCCGCGGGAGGGGGAGCCACGCGGGACGUAGGAAUGCGCGAGCCUGAGCGCGACGGGGGGUUGCGGCGAGGGGCGGAGGCACUAGACGCCUUUCCGCCAUGCCGCAGCCUCGUUCGGCAGCGUUGGUGGCUGCCCGCACUGGCUCGCGCGGACCGCCGCCAUGCUCGCGCUGCCGCUACGGCCGGUCUGCUGUCGCUGCGUGCCUCCGCUGAUGUGCCCCUCGUGGUCGCCAUGGCGGGUGACUUCCUCGCCGGCAACCUGAGUGCGAGGAAGCGCGUGCGGAGCAGCGGCAGGGCGAGCCCCGCUAUACGGAGCAGCAGAAGCAUGCUCUCGUCGCUGCGCCGCCGCCCUCCGCCUCCCGCCGCUCGAGGCUCGCCCGCUGGAAGAACUCCCCCCCCGCCGGCUUCUGCGGGUAAGAAGGCGCCUUUACCCGAGAUCGCGUCACGGUCCCCCGUUAGAACGACUGGCAGAUCGCCGCCGUCUCAGAAGGCGCCGCCUCCAACAGCUAAGAAGGGCAAGAAGAAAAAGCCCGCCUCCCCAUCGCCGCCACCGCCGCGCAAAAAGGGCAAGCGAAAAAGGCCGCCACCGCCAUCACCGCCCGCCGCUCGGAGCCCCCGAAAGAAGAGGCCCCCCACUGCCCCGUCCCCUCCCCCGCCCAGAGGCUCCCGCAAUCCCGCGCAAAAGCCCCCAAAGAGUCCUCCCCCUCCCCGCCCUCCUCGCCCGCCCAGUCCCCCUCCACCUUCCCCUCCUCAGCCCCCCAGACCUCCGCCUUCACCCCCAUCCCCCCCCGCGCCGCCCUCUCCGCCUCCAUUCGGCGUGCAGUCCCCCGACUGCCAGUACGGCUCGGACAAGUCGCUGGCGGAAUGCGCCAUGGGGUACGCGGGCGCGGCGGGAGUGCGCGGGGCGCAGGCGGUGGGGCUGACGCGGUACACGGUGGACAGCGAGUUCGACACGCUGGACGGAUCGCAGAUGGCCGUGGGGUCGCUGCGGUGGGCCGUGACGUACCUGCGCGAGGGCGCGUACAUCCAGUUCGCGCGCAGCAUGGACAUCGUGCUGCAGGGCAACCUGUACGUGCGCUCGCGCACCACCAUCGACGGGCAGGGCUUCCACGUGCGCCUGACCAACGGCACGCUCGUGCUGCAGAACGCCGCGGACGUCAUCGUGCACAACGUCGAAGUGAGCGGGACUUCCAGCGACCUGAUUCUGGUGUACAACAGCAGCAGGGUGUGGGUGGACCACUGCCGCUUGGUGAGCGGGCGCACGGGCACGGUGGACGUGGGCAAGGGCAGCACGGACGUCACCAUCUCCAACUGCUACAUCAGCAACGCCGCGCCCGCCAUGCAGUUGGGGCUGUCGGACGGCGAGGAGGCGGAUCGCAUGAUGCGCGUCACGCUGUACCGCAACUGGUUUGACGCCUCCCCCACCAUGCAGCCGCUGUGCCGCAAGGGCUCCUGCCAUGUCGCUGCCAACCUCUACACGCGCUGGUCCUCCUUCUGCAUCGCCGCUCGCAAGGGCGCCGUCGUGCGCUCUGAGAAAAACUUUUUCCGCCCAGACCCGGUAGGUGGGCGGUUGGAAGUGACCCCGUGGUACGGCGGCAUGCUGCCGACGGACAGCAACUACGACAAGACAGCCAGCAUCCGGUCGGUGGAGGACUACCUGGUGGGGGGCGCCACGUUCCAUGAGUGGGUGGGGUCCAACCCGCUCUUCACGCCGCCCUACAGCCUGGGCUUCUUCCGCAACACGCGCCUGCUGGAGGCCUUCCUCAUGCUCAACUGCGGCCCCAAGUACGACACCCUCGUCGCACUGCCCCCUGCCCCGCCCCCACCCUCCCCGCCACCAUCGCCCCCUCCUCCUCCCCCCUUCCCCCCACCCCCACCCUACGUCCCGCCCCCACCAAUCCCUCCACCGCCCCCUCCGCCUUCCCCCCCGCCAGCACCCCCGCCAUCCUCGUCCGACUGUCAGUACACCGCUGCGGCGUACGGCGCGGGCAUGCUGGCGUGCGCAGUGGGGUUUGCGGCGGGGCAGGCGGGGCAGGCAGGGCUGGCGGGCAUAGUGGCGGUGCCGGAGUACGUGGUGACGCUGGACGAGGACGUGGCCAGCAGCAGCCGCCAGGGGUCGCUGCGCUGGGCCAUCGGCAAUUUCAAGGGCGGCGUGCGCAUCUCGUUUGCGCGCUCCAUGACCAUCCGGCUGGCCGCGGUGCUGUAUGUGAAGUCCAACACCAUGAUCGACGGCAGGGGCGUCAACGUGAAGCUGACGGGGGACGGCAUUGUGGUCGUGCACUCGUCGCAGGUCGUCAUCCAUAAUGUUGAACUGGCAUGUGGGUCGGCGUCCAGCAGUGCGCACGUGGUGCUGUACAACAGCACGGCCGUGUGGAUCGACCACUGCCGCUUCUCCAACAUCUCCAAGGCCGCGCUCGACGUGUCGCGCCUGUCCACCGCCAUCACCAUCUCCAAUUGCCACUUUGCGCCGGGAGCUCCCUCCGCCUCCACGUUGCUGCUGGGCAGCAGCGACAGCGACACGUCGCUCUCCUCCCUCAUGGCCACGCUCUACCGCAACUGGUUCGACCGCGCCCCACCCGGCCAGCCAGUGUGCCGGCGCGGCAGCUGUCACGUGGCGAACAACCUGGUGAGCGGGUGGGCAGGGGCGGCCAUGGAUGCGCGCAUGGGGGGCCAGGUGCUGCUGGAGAACACCCUCCUCACCUCCGGCCCUGCCUCUCAGUCCGUUGUGGCCGCUGCUGCCACCAACCCUCCUGGCACGGUGGUGUCCAUGGGGAGUGUUCUCUCUGGCUCUGCGGUGUGGGGACCAGUUGCUGCUCCAGGCACCCUCUCCUUCACUCCUCCGUACUCUCUACCAUCAUCCCCCUUGGAUGCGUCGUUUGUCCAGUUCAUCAAGAGCAACGCAGGCCCACAUGAGUGGUAACACAGGAACCUACCCAAGCCUCAUGCUAUGCAUAUCACACACUAAAAAUAUAAUUUGUAUAUGUAACAGCAUCGUAACAAUUUGUAAUUAAUUAUUUAACGCUGG